Molecule: messenger RNA, 1242 nt
Organism: Lolium rigidum
Lineage: Eukaryota; Viridiplantae; Streptophyta; Magnoliopsida; Poales; Poaceae
Product: protein FLOWERING LOCUS T-like
Exons: 5
Coding region: 255-791 (178 amino acids)
Source: RefSeq, a predicted model, not a curated record
AAGCAGCUAAGGGAAAAUAAUAUGAUAUGAAAAGUUAGAUUCCAUUGGCUCAUAGUGCACAAUGGAAUGUUGGGAACAUAAAGGUGGAUGCCUCGCUCCUAAUAUAAAUUUACGUCGAACUACUCUGUUCUUGCACACAGAAAUUUUCUGGCUAGCCUCCACCAUAUUGAAUAUUUCCCACCCUUAGUCGACCACAACCAAGGCGUCAGUAAAAUCCUCUCAUCUAGCCUUCAGUUCAGUAAUAGUACUGAAUUAUGUCGCGAGGCAGGGAUCCUUUGGCAUUGAGCCAGGUAAUUGGUGAUGUGUUGGACCCUUUCGUAAAGUCAGCCGCGAUGAGGAUUAAUUAUGGUGAGAAGGAGAUUACAAAUGGCACUGGGUUACGAGCAUCUGCUGUGCUCAAUGCACCCCAGGUUGAGAUAGAAGGUCGUGACCGGACGAAGCUCUACACACUCGUCAUGGUGGAUCCUGAUGCACCAAGUCCAAGCAAACCAGAAUACCGGGAAUAUUUGCAUUGGUUGGUGACAGACAUCCCUGAGGCAACAGAUGCACGUUUUGGCAAUGAAAUAGUUCCCUAUGAAGCUCCACGGCCACCUGCCGGAAUUCAUCGGCUUGUUUUUGUGCUAUUCAAACAGGAAGCACGGCAAACAGUUUAUGCACCAGGAUGGCGGCCAAAUUUUAAUAUCAGAGACUUCUCAGCAUUCUACAAUCUCGGACCACCAGUUGCUGCACUAUUCUUCAACUGCCAAAAGGAGAGUGGUGUUGGUGGCAGAAGGUUCCAAGGACCAAGCUGAAGGAUGGAUGGAUGUACAAGAUCUCUAGACGACAAGGCAGUACCAUUCACAAUCCAGAAUUAUAUAGUCCACAUAAAUCUUUUGACAGCGCAUUAACAUCAGUUAGCAAUCAAGUAGUCCAGCCACUGAUUCAUCUGAUAUGAAACAAAGUAGCAUCGGAGUUCUCAUACCUCAUAUAAAAGGGCAGCCCGGUGCAUGAAGCUCCCGCUUUGCGCGGGGUCCGGGGAGGGGUCGGACCACAUUGGAUCAUUGUACGCAGCCUUUCCUUGCGAUAUUUGCAAGAGGCUGUUUCCACGACUUGAACCCGUGAGGUCACAAGGCAGCAGCUUUUACCACUGCGCCAAGGCUCCCCUUCAGUUCUCAUACGUCACAUGUCUAAAGUAAAUCCAUAAAUAUAAUACAUGAGUUUUUUUUCAUAUAAGAAAUUGUGAGCCUAAGUGUGACCAAAUCA